This is a messenger RNA of Camelina sativa (false flax), 1224 nucleotides long. Its product is annotated as phosphoenolpyruvate carboxylase kinase 2. The record is from RefSeq and is a predicted model, not a curated record. NCBI's taxonomy places the organism in Eukaryota, Viridiplantae, Streptophyta, Magnoliopsida, Brassicales, Brassicaceae. Gene Ontology annotation, biological process: protein phosphorylation. Gene Ontology annotation, molecular function: ATP binding; protein kinase activity.
GUUUAACCUCCUCAAACGGAAUAUUCUCUCUCUCUCUCUCUCUCUCUCUCUCUCUCUUUUUAUUUUAUUUUAGUAUUCUGAUUCCUCUUAUAUAAACAAAGCAACCUCUCUGAUUCUUGUGAGAUUACUCUCAACUAGACGGGAAAAAAAAGAGGAGAAUACUCCGAUGACCGGAGAUUUCGAAUUUGAAAAUAACUACCAGCUUUGCGACGAGAUCGGCCGAGGUCGAUUCGGAACCAUCACUCGAUGUUUCUCACCGGCGACUAAAGAGUUCUACGCAUGCAAAACCAUCGACAAGCGCGUCCUCAUCGACGCGCUAGAUCGCGAGUGUAUCGAGACGGAGCCGAGGAUCAUGGCGAUGUUACCGCCGCAUCCAAACGUCGUCAGGAUCUUCGAUCUCUUCGAAACGGAGGAUUCCCUCGCGAUCGUCAUGGAACUCGUCGAUCCGCCGAUAACGAUCUACGAUAGGCUGAUCUCCGCCGGGGGACGGUUAUCGGAAUCGGAAUCCGCCUCGUACGCGAAACAGAUCCUCCGCGCGCUCGCUCAUUGUCACCGGUGCGGCGUCGUUCACCGGGAUGUGAAACCUGACAACGUCUUGGUCGAUCUCGCAACCGGCGGAGUUAAGCUCUGCGAUUUCGGAUCGGCGGUUUGGUUAGGCGGAGAGACGGCGGAGGGAGUCGUGGGAACACCGUAUUACGUGGCGCCGGAGGUUGUGAUGGGGAGGAAGUACGACGAGAAGGUUGAUAUAUGGAGCGCCGGUGUGGUGAUCUACACGAUGUUAGCUGGAGAGCCGCCGUUCAACGGUGAGACGGCGGAGGAGAUCUUUGAAUCGAUACUAAGGGGGAAUUUGAGGUUUCCGCCGAAGAAAUUUGGAUCAGUAUCAGCAGAAGCGAAGGAUCUAUUGAGGAAGAUGAUCUGUCGCGAUGUGUCCCGGAGAUUUUCUGCCGACGAUGCUCUUCGUCAUCCAUGGGUGAUGAACGUUGGAAACCUCCAAAGCAAUUAGUUGAAUUGAAAGCUCAUUACGAUAUAUGAUUAGUAGAGUGGUGGUACUGGUACUAUAGAGAAGUGUUUUGUGUGUAUAUAUGCUCGAUUCGUAUCGAGUAGUCAAACGUAGCUGUGUUUUUUUUUUUUAAUAACAAUCCUACGGUUUUGGCACUAGAGAAAGUUGCGUAAUUGAUAAGCAUUUUGUAAUUACGAUUCGGAAUAAAAAUGAUUUUGAGAUUA